Lotus japonicus is the source of this 4315-nucleotide messenger RNA. RefSeq lists its product as uncharacterized. Gene Ontology annotation, molecular function: DNA helicase activity. Bases 97 to 3684 code for a protein of 1195 amino acids. NCBI's taxonomy places the organism in Eukaryota, Viridiplantae, Streptophyta, Magnoliopsida, Fabales, Fabaceae. The record is from RefSeq and is a predicted model, not a curated record. The transcript is spliced from 13 exons. Gene Ontology annotation, biological process: telomere maintenance; DNA repair.
AAAAAGACAAAGAACCCCAAAUUUAAAAAGUGUUGUGGUGAUGGGAAGAUUCAACUUCCACUUUUGAAAAGCCCCCCAAAUGUGUUGAAGCAUCUUAUGUUUGAUUGUGAUUCCCCUGAUAGCAAGAAUUUUCAACAGCAUAUACGUGCAUAUAACAUGAUGUUUGCUUUCACAUCACCUGGAGCAAAACUAGAUACGUCAAUAAAUGAUGGCAAAGGGCCGCCUACCAUUAGAAUACAAGGACAAACAUGUCAUCUGAUUGGUAGCCUAUUGCCUAAGCCUGGUGAUUCUCCAAAAUUUGCACAACUUUAUAUAUAUGACACUGAGAAUGAGGUGCAAAAUAGACUAUCUACAUUCAGGAAUCAGGAUCAUCUCAAGCCAGAAAUUAUGAGGAGGUUGUCUGCUAUGCUUGAUCACGAUAAUGCAUAUGCAAAAUCAUUUAGAAUGGCAAAGGAGAGAUUUAAAGCUUCACAUAUACAUGACUGCAAGUUAAAACUCAUUUCUGAUAGAGCUACCGAUGGAAGAAUAUAUAACUUACCGUCUGUUUCUGAAGUUGCUGCUCUUAUUGUUGGUGAUGUUGACGUGGGGUCAAACAGAGACAUAAUACUUGAAUGGCAAAGUGGAAAAUUGAAAAGAAUAAAUGAGUUAUAUCCGGGCUAUUUAGGUUUGCAAUAUCCACUUUUAUUUCCUUAUGGUGAAGAUGGAUAUAGGCAUGACGUGCUACAUAGAAAUAGUCCUGGCUCUAAAAAAUCCAAACGAAACAAAGUUACUAUUAGAGAGUGGAUAUCUUUCAGACUUCAAAUGCGUAGAGAUGAAGGGCAAACUUUGUUGAGAGCCAGGAGACUGUUUCAACAGUUUAUAGUCGAUGCAUACACUAUGAUGGAGUCUGAUCGGUUGUCUUAUAUUAGGAAUCAUCAAAAAGAGUUGAGAGUUGAUAAAUAUAGCAGUUUGCAAACUUCUCAAGUUGAUCAUACUCAAAAUCAGGGAUCAAAUAGAGGGAAAAGAAUCAUAUUGCCCUCAACAUUUGUAGGAGGUCGUAGGUUCAUGGAUCAGUUGUAUUUUGAUGGCAUGGCAAUCUGUAGUGCCGUUGGCUUUCCUGAUUUGUUCCUUACAUUCACAUGCAAUCCAAAUUGGCCAGAAAUUAAAAGGUUUCUUAAACCAAUGAAGUUAACAGCACAAGAUCGUCCUGAUAUUGUCUCUAGAGUUUUCAAGAUUAAAUUUGAAGAACUAAUGACAGAUUUAAAGAAGGGAAAAAUAUUUGGUCGUGUGCUUGCAUAUAUAUAUACAAUUGAGUUUCAAAAGAGAGGGUUGCCACAUGCGCACAUUCUGGUUUUCUUGCAUCCAGAUAACAAGUAUCCAAAUCCAGAGGAUAUUGACAAAAUUAUUUCAGCUGAAAUACCUAACCAAGAACAUGAGAGAGAGUUAUAUCAAAUAGUCAGUUCUCAUAUGAUACAUGGUCCUUGUGGUUCAGCUAAUAAAUCAUCACCAUGCAUGAAAAAUGGGAAAUGUUCCAAGUACUUUCCUAAGCAAUAUCAGAGUGGUACUAUUGUUGACAAGGAUGGUUAUCCAAUAUACAGGAGAAGAAAUAAUGGCAACACCGUUGAAAAAGGAGGUAUCAUUCUUGACAACCGUUAUGUUGUUCCCUAUAAUCCAACACUCUUAUUGAAGUAUCAGACACAUAUGAAUGUUGAAUGGUGUAAUCAAAGUACUUCUAUAAAGUACUUAUUCAAAUACAUCAACAAAGGGUAUGAUCGAAUCACUGCAGCUAUUGUCCCUACUAAAGAUCAAAAUGGAAAUCAAGUUGAUGUAAUGGAUGAAAUUAAACAAUAUCUUGAUUGUCGAUAUAUCUCAUCAUGUGAGGCAUGUUGGAGAGUUUUGGCAUUUCCAAUACAUGGUAGAUCCCCUGCGGUUGAAAGAUGUUAUUUUCAUCUUCCCGGUGAACAUUGUGUGUAUUUUAAUGAUGAUGAUGAUAUUGGUUCCGUACUCUCUAAAGCAACUGUUAAAGAAUCAAUGUUUACAUCAUGGUUGAAUGCAAAUAAGAUCUAUCAUGAAGGUAGAAAUUUGACUUAUGCACAGUUUGUGUCAAAGUUUGUUUACAAGGCAAAAAAAAGAUGUUGGCAACUUAGGAAGCGGGGUUACACUGUUGGACGACUUAAUUGGGUUCCUCCAAUUUCUGGUGAACUUUUUUACUUGAGAAUGAUGUUAGCUGUUGUUAAGGGACCAUGUAGCUAUGAAGACAUCAGAACUGUGGGCGAUAUUCUACAUCCUACCUUUCGCGAGGCAUGCUUUGCAAUGGGAUUCUUGGAAGAUGAUAGAGAGUAUAUUGCAGCUAUUAAGGAAGCGAAAGAUUGGGGACCAGGUCACUAUUUAAGAAAGUUAUUUUUAAGAUUGCUAAUCUCCAACAGCAUUACGAGACCUGAGAAAGUGUGGCAGCAAACAUGGCAAUGGCUAUCAGAAGAUGUUCUUUAUCAACAAAGAAAGCUAUCAAAUAUCCAAGACUUGCAGCUUAGUGAUAAUGAAUUGCAAAAUAUAACUCUUAUGCUGAUUGAAGAGUUACUGCAAUCAAAUAGAAGAAGUCUGAAGGAUUUCCCAUCAAUGCCUUAUCCACAAGGAUAUGUCACAAAUCGUUUGGGAAACAAGCUCAUAUAUGCUGAACGUGAUUAUGAUACAACUAAAUUGAAUGAGGAGUUCCAGAAUUACUUCAAGUCUCUCACAGAUGAGCAAAGGACUAUAUUUGACACAAUCAUGAAAGCAGUUUCUGACGAGCAGGGUGGGAUGUAUUUCUUAUAUGGUCAUGGUGGUACCGGAAAAACAUUUAUGUGGAAGACACUAGCUUCAGCUUUACGUGCAAAAGGAGAUAUUGUUUUGACUGUAGCAUCCAGUGGGAUAGCAUCUUUAUUGAUGCCAGGAGGAAGAACAGCACACUCUAAAUUUGCUAUCCCAGUGCCUACAUCAGAGAACUCAACUUGCAAUAUUCACCAAGGAAGUGAAUUGGCAGGAUUACUGAAAGUGGCUAAGCUAAUUAUAUGGGAUGAGGCUCCAAUGUCACACAAGUUUUGCUUUGAAGCAUUAGAUAAAAGUCUUAGAGAUAUCAUGAAUUGCUCUAAUAAUGUAAAUGCUCCUUUUGCAGGAAAAGUGAUUGUCUUUGGGGGUGACUUCAGACAAAUUCUUCCAGUUAUACCAAAAGGUAAUGAAAGAGAAUAUUUGAGCUCUGAUUCAAUUGACAAAUCAGAAGCACUUCAAAAUCCAAUACUUCAGACUCUUACACCUGAGUUUCUGAAUUCACUUAGAACUUCUGGUCUCCCUAAUCACAAGAUCAAAUUGAAAAUUGAUCAUGUUAUUGGAGCUAAGGAAAUCUCUGGAAAGAACAAGGGAGUUGUGACUUACAUUACUAGAAUGUGCAUGUCCCCAUCUCAAUCACCAUGGCCUUUUAAACUUGUAAGGAGACAAUUCCCCAUUAUUGUCUCAUAUGCUAUGACUAUCAACAAGUCACAGGGUCAAUCACUAGCUAAUGUUGGAGUGUAUUUGCCUAAGCCAGUGUUUAGUCAUGGUCAAUUGUAUGUGGCCUUUUCUAGAGUUCAAAGUAAACAAGGUUUGAAGAUCUUAAUACAUGAUAGUGAAGGAAAACCCUUAAACACAACUACUAAUGUUGUGUUCAAGGAGGUCUUUCAAAAUUUACAGUAGGUUUUUGAUAUAUAUCAUAAUAAAACUUCAUUCCGGGUUUAGGUGCACUUACAUGAUUACAUGACGCGGAAGAAGUAUUUUGUCCUCAUUUGGGAGUUCUCAACUUCCUAAUCCUGCUUUUUGGUAUGUUUACAUAUUGUGGAAGAAGUUUUUUUUUCAUCUGGGAGUUCUCAACUUCCUCAUCAUGGUCGAUGCACCAUUUUUGUUGUCCAAAUUUACAACUUGCUGAAGUGUUACUUUUUGGAGAUUUGCUUGCAAUGGAAGUACAAGUUUCAGCUCUUGAUUCUACAAAGUCACAACAAAUCAUGUGAAAUUCAAAAUAUUGGGCUGUGGAUGCUCCAAUCAUCUACCAAGGUUCAACCUUUGUGUCGUCACUACUCGAUUCAAGAAAGGUUCUUCUCAACGAUUCAAGUGGCCACCGUAUGCAUAUGGUGUUUGGAUUUAUCAAAUCUAAAUCAAAAUUACAAUUAUUUGUUCUUUCACACAUGUUUGCCUGGAUUUUUAGUUUACAUGGAUAUAACUAUUUGUAAGGUUAUAAUGUAUAAUGUAUUCUGUCAUCAAAUUUGGAUAACUGACCUCAUGGGUGUUGUGAUUCAAUCACUUUUGUUUCACGCAAUAUUUAUAGUAGUAA